AUGGAAAACAGAAGUGGCAUAUUAAAAAUCCAGGGUCUAGACAUUUCAGAGUCGUCGGUCUACCCUGUCUUCUUUGCCGUUCUCUUUUUUUACCUGACUUUGUUGAUAUCCAACCUUGGGGUGCUUAUACUCAUCAUCACGGAGAAGAGCUUGCACCAGCCCAUGUACUUGCUCUUCUGCAACCUGUCUGUCAAUGAUCUGUUCGGGAACACCGUGCUGCUCCCGCGUCUGCUGGCCGACAUGUUUUACUCAACGAAAUUCACCACCUAUGGCCAGUGCGUCACACAGGCCUUCUGUAGCCACAUAUUUGGGUCAGCCUCACACAUGAUUCUCAUAAUCAUGGCCUUUGACAGAUAUAACGCUAUAUGUAACCCGCUAAGGUACACUUCCAUCAUGACCAGAAAGACUAUUAUCAAGCUGUCUGUGUGUGCCUGGGGCUUUUCGCUGGUGCUAGUUUCUAUUCUGUUGGGCCUCACAAUCAGGCUGUCACGCUGUAGGUCGGUUAUCCUCAAUGCCUAUUGUGACAAUGCGUCUUUGUUUAAGUUGUCUUGCGACGAUGUGUCGAUUAAUAACCUUUAUGGUCUAGUUUUCACUGCUGUGCUUUUCGGCUCGUCAAUAGGAAGCAUCCUGGUGACGUAUUUGAGAAUAGCAAUAAUAUGCUGGACUAAAAAGAGCAAAGAGCUGAACAACAAGGCUUUGCAAACGUGUGCAACUCACUUAUUAGUGUAUAUGAUUAUGUUGUGGACAGGCUUCCUGACUAUCAUUCUGCAUCGUUUCCCAGAUUAUCCAUACUUAAGGAAACUGGCAUAUAUACUGUUUCAUGUCGUCCCUGCCAAUUUGAAUCCGAUCAUAUAUGGUAUGCAAACACAAACUAUACGGCAGAAAAUAUUGCAGAUCUUUUUAAGAAAGGUGUCAUCUACAUAG
Engraulis encrasicolus (European anchovy) is the source of this 924-nucleotide messenger RNA. Its product is annotated as olfactory receptor 52E4-like. Gene Ontology annotation, biological process: G protein-coupled receptor signaling pathway; detection of chemical stimulus involved in sensory perception of smell. Gene Ontology annotation, cellular component: membrane. Gene Ontology annotation, molecular function: G protein-coupled receptor activity; olfactory receptor activity; odorant binding. The record is from RefSeq and is a predicted model, not a curated record. Lineage: Eukaryota; Metazoa; Chordata; Actinopteri; Clupeiformes; Engraulidae. The coding region runs from base 1 to 924 and encodes 307 amino acids. The transcript has a single exon.